This is a messenger RNA of Haplochromis burtoni (Burton's mouthbrooder), 1736 nucleotides long. Its product is annotated as protein mono-ADP-ribosyltransferase PARP11-like. The coding region runs from base 257 to 1285 and encodes 342 amino acids. The transcript is spliced from 8 exons. The record is from RefSeq and is a predicted model, not a curated record. NCBI's taxonomy places the organism in Eukaryota, Metazoa, Chordata, Actinopteri, Cichliformes, Cichlidae. Gene Ontology annotation, molecular function: NAD+ poly-ADP-ribosyltransferase activity.
AAACACAUAAAAUAAUUAUUGUAGCCCAUCUUUCAGGUUAGAAGACUGAAAACAAAUUAUAUUGUGCAUGUAAUGUCACAUGAUCUACUUUGCCUUCUAGGGCUAUGUAGAAGGUGUGUCUAUGAAUGAGAUUUGACUCAUGAGGAGUCAGAAACACCAGUAGUUUAGUCAUAGAGAGGAAGCAGGUUACUUUUUCAGCUUUUUCUUGAUAUAAUCAGUUGAAUUUCUGACAACAAAAAACAACAACAACGAAAAAAUGUUGGAAAAUACAGAAGAGGAUAUGGAUACAUCUGACACUCCUGGGUGCUGGUAUUACAUGGCUGACUGUGGACAGUGCAGCCAGUUUGAGAAACAACAACAAAAAAUGGGGGAAAAUACAGAAGAGGAUAUGGAUACAUCUGACACCCCUUGCUGGUGGUAUUACCUGGCCGACUGUGGACAUUGGCACCAGUUUGAGGAUGACCACAAUCUCACCUUUAGCAGUGAGGAUGUUGACACGUUUUACCUGAAAAACUCCAAGGAUAUUUUAAACACAUCUUCUUUCAGUUACAGGGGCCAGAUUGAUUUCUCUGAAAUGCUACUGACAGACCUCACCACAGGGAGGCAAAAAAGAAUCAAGAGGAGCUGCAACACUGAAAAAAGGUGUUCCUGUUUCAGCCUCCCUUCCUGGGAAUCGUUUGAUCCCGAAUUGCCAUACCAGUUAAUCCCUCUGAGUGAACACUCCCCCGAGUUUCGGAAAGUGGAAGAAUAUGUAAAGACCGUUGGGCUGUUGGGCAAAACCAUUCUGUCAAUCAACAGGAUACAGAAUUUGGAUCUUUGGGAAUUAUAUUGCAGGAAAAAGAAACAGCUGAUGAGGAUUCAAGGCAUCAAAGAAAUUCAAGAGAAACAACUCUUUCAUGGGACUGAUAUUAAAAAUGUGGAUUAUAUUUGCAAGUAUAACUUUGAUGUACGGUUAGCUGGACAACAUGCCCACGUAUUUGGCAAAGGAAUUUAUUUUGCCAAACAUGCAGCAUUAGCCGACGUAUACAGUAAGAGCAGCUUGGAACCACUGCCAGUUUAUGGUGGGAAAGCACAACUUGUACACUCUGGAGAAACUAAAAUUAUAUUUUUGGCUCGGGUGAUGACUGGAAAACCAGUUGCUGGACUAUCUCAUUUCCAAAAACCCGAUCAUGGGAGUCCUGAAAACUUGCAUGACAGCUGUGUUGAUGAUGUCUCUCAUCCUAAUAUUUUUGUCAUUUUUGAUCCAAAUCAAAUAUAUCCGGAGUAUGUGAUUCAGUACAGCUGAGCGCAACAUGUGCAAGAUCAACAUGGCUACCUCAAACGAUACAUUUCAAGCACAACUCCUGAUGGCUUCGAUGAAGUUUUUACAGCAUUUGUACUACAUUUUAAACAUUUUUAGAAAAGUUUCCAGUAAACUAGGUCGUUUUCAGCAAGAUAAUCUGUCAGCAAAGUUAUCGUUACAUUUCCUUACUUUGGAUCAGAAGUACCAAUAAAAAUGAGUUUACUUACCAGGUGCUACUGCUUAGUAUUAGAAUAGUUGAAUAUAAUACUUGUGGUCAUGUAAUGUAGAUUCCCAUCUAAUUUAUUUCUAUUUAAUUUAGUAAUAAUAUAGCUUCAUAAAUAAAUAAAUACGUCAGCAGAACCAAAUCAAAGUCUGCAUGUGUGUUUAUUCCUGUUCUAAUGUUUAUGUUUGUAUUUGUGCUGGACAUAACAUUCACACGCAUUUUAAAAUAACA